Messenger RNA from Monoraphidium neglectum, 1521 nucleotides. Its product is annotated as putative Cystinosin like protein. Gene Ontology annotation, molecular function: L-cystine transmembrane transporter activity. Bases 1 to 1521 code for a protein of 506 amino acids. The transcript is spliced from 6 exons. The record is from RefSeq and is a predicted model, not a curated record. Gene Ontology annotation, cellular component: vacuolar membrane. NCBI's taxonomy places the organism in Eukaryota, Viridiplantae, Chlorophyta, Chlorophyceae, Sphaeropleales, Selenastraceae. Gene Ontology annotation, biological process: L-cystine transport.
AUGAACGCGGCGGCCGCCGCCAAGGGGCGCGACAAGGUGGUGCUGGAGUCGCGCGCGUCCAAGGCGCGCGGCGCGCUGGACUCCGCGCUGGAGCGGGCGGCCAGCAUAGAGGCCGCGCCGCUGCCCAAGAUCGAGGUGGGCAGCUUUGAGGAGGUGCUGAUGCGCAUGUCUGCCAGCGAGGGGGACGAGCUCUCAGCCUGGAGUCAGGUCAUGUUCGUGGCGGGCGGCCUGCUGCAGUCAGCGGCCAGCAGCGGCGAGAGCAGCGCGGUGUCCUUCGACUACCUGGCACUCAACCUCCUGGGAUGGGUCGCCUACUCGACGUUCAAUGUUGUCAUUUACACUGUCUUUGAGUGCCCCCCCGCAAAGCACGAGGGCGUCAAGGCAGCGUUCCUGGGUGCAGGGCCCCGGGCGGCCGACGUGCUGGCGGUCGGGACAACCGACUUCUGCCAGUUUGCCGUGGAGUACAAUGACGUAGUUUUUGCGGUCCACGCGCUGAUCGUGACCCUGGUCACCGCCGCCCAGUGCAUCAUCUACCCGCGCGGCAAGCAGCGCGUCCACCCCGCCGUCCUGACCGGCAUCGCAGCUGCAGCAACAGCCGCCGGCGUGUACGGCGCGGCGAUUGCCGGCAAGCAGCGGCUGUUUGAGCAUGGGCUGCUGUCUGUGCGCGCGUGGCUGGAGCCCUGGCUGGAGUGGGUGCUGUGGCUGUACUUCCUGUCGUACAUCAAGAUGGUGGUGACGCUGCUGAAGUACAUCCCUCAGGCCACGUACAACUGGCGCCGCCGCAGCACCCAGGGCUGGUCGAUCCUCAACAUCCUGCUGGACUUCAUGGGAGGCAUCCUGUCUCUGGGACAGCAGCUGCUCACCUGCCACGUCACCGGCAACUGGGACCCAAUCACCGCCAACCCGGUGAAGCUCGGCCUCGCCGUCAUCUCCAUCGGGUUUGACGUCGUCUUCAUGACUCAGCACUACAUCUUGUAUCCGCCCCACAAGCGCCUGCUCGGCCCCGACGGCAAGCGCGCGUCGGCGGCGGCGCAGCGGCGGGUCGUGUACGUGCUGCGCGCGCUGGCGGAGCGGCCGGAGCGGCUGCCGUACCAGGUGGCCGAGGACGCGCUCUUGACGCUCGGCGACACCGGCGUCGACGUGGCCGACAGGAAGGCGCUCAGCAGCUACGCGGACCUGCCGCUGACGCUGCCGCCCGGCGCGCUCGAGCGGCUGCUGGCGGCGGGCUGGGCGACGGCGGAGGACGAGUCUGACUUGGAGAGCAGCAUCGACGGCAGCGGCGCGUGGCUGGCGGCGGGCAUUGCCGACGGGGACGUGCGGGAGCCGCUGCUGUCGCACUCGAGGGCGAGCCGCGGCAGCAGCAGCGGCGCGGCAGGCCCCGGCAGCUUCUACCUGCCUGACGUGGAGGUGUUCGUGGGGUCCGCCCCUGGCAGCAGCCGCGUCGGCAGCAGCGGAGCGUCGUCUGCAGCAGCCACGCCGCGAGCACUGCAGCAGCAGCAGCACCAGCAGCAGCAGCACUAG